Molecule: messenger RNA, 1201 nt
Organism: Priapulus caudatus
Lineage: Eukaryota; Metazoa; Priapulida; Priapulimorpha; Priapulimorphida; Priapulidae
Product: tryptase-like
Biological process (GO): proteolysis
Molecular function (GO): serine-type endopeptidase activity
Source: RefSeq, a predicted model, not a curated record
AUGAUCCGAUCACUUUCUAUACUCGUGUGUUUCCUGGGAUUAAGUGGUGUUUCAGCUGUGCCGAAGGCGACGCCAUGCGGCGUGAAGUUGAUUCCUCACAUAGAAGGCAACGGAGAUCAGAAGAUUUUCGGUGGCGUCGAGGCCAGGCCAAACAGCUGGCCGUGGCAGAUAUCCUUGCGUAAGAAGGGUUACGAGGACGUCGAGUCUGGAGGUCACUUCUGUGGAGGCACCCUGAUUAGCUGGACGCGAAACUGGUGCCUUACAGCUGGCCACUGCAUCUGCCAUGAUUACUUGGUGGAGGAUGCAGUUGUAUCCACCGUGAUGAAGCAAACCCUGCUACCAGUCUGGGAUCACAAAACCUGUAAGCGCGUUACCUUGCUGCACCUAUUCCUGCUUACCGAGAACAUGAUCUGUACUGGCUACGAGGAGGGAGGACAUGGGACGUGCAAGGGAGACUCAGGCGGUCCGCUUCAUUGUGAGGUGAACGGAGUGUGGAACGUACUUGGCGCCACCUCGUGGGGCUUCGGCUGCGGUCGCCCCAACAACCCCGGGGUCUUCACCAAGGUGUCGAAGUACAGAGACUGGAUCGAUACAGUGAUGGCCGAAAGCACUGGCAUCAGCGGCGACUACGGUAUCUUCAAGUCACGGUGUGACGAUGGGACAAAGUGAAACAUAAACGUUUCAGGGCGGCGAUUUUCACACCUAUAAGUUGAAUUGCAAGUCUUGCGAGAUAUUUCGAGGAGGGUAAUGAAGAUGCGCAUAUAAACACGUAGCGUUUAAAAUGCAUAUUGCUUUAUACUUCAAUAAGUUCAAUAGAUUCAACAUGUUUAAAAAUUUUUAUUUAUACUAAAUAUCUUUUCCGCGUAAGAAUGCUUAACAAGUUAUAGAUUGCAUGAAGUUAAGAGAUUAAUCAGAUAUGUUACUAUUUUAAUAAAGCCACACACAGAAAAUUUCAAGUUUCAGUUGCAAAAAUAAUAAUAAUUUCAUGUUUAAACAAUUGAUUUAGAAUUAUCACGUUGAGCUGUAAGUAAAAUGUGCAUGCAUUCUCUAACGCGUAAGAUAUAUGGAUGCAUCGUCACUGCCUCACUGCUUCUUUUAAUUCAGUACACAAUAAACGUUGCCAUUUUGCGGAUUACAGAUUUUGUCAUUACAUUUCCGAAUAUAACGCAAUUUAGUGAUGUAUGCACGAUUUCGAUACUGG